Molecule: messenger RNA, 2007 nt
Organism: Piliocolobus tephrosceles (Ugandan red Colobus)
Lineage: Eukaryota; Metazoa; Chordata; Mammalia; Primates; Cercopithecidae
Gene: USB1
Product: U6 snRNA biogenesis phosphodiesterase 1
Exons: 7
Coding region: 117-914 (265 amino acids)
Biological process (GO): U6 snRNA 3'-end processing
Cellular component (GO): nucleus
Molecular function (GO): 3'-5'-RNA exonuclease activity
Source: RefSeq, a predicted model, not a curated record
CCCGAGGCGGUGCCAGCCCAGGCCCCGCCCCUGGGAGGGCGCUUCCGGCACAGCGGAACUCCGGGUGCCGGGUGAGGCUGCUGGUGGACCUCCUCUGUGGUCUUGGAUGAGGCCCCAUGAGCGCGGCGCCCCUGGUGGGCUACAGCAGCAGCGGCUCCGAGGAUGAGUCCGAGGACGGGAGGCAGACCAGGCCGGAGGAUGGGAGCCACCGUCGUGGCCAGAGCCCCCUUCCCAGGCAGAGAUUUCCAGUACCUGACAGUGUGCUGAAUAUGUUCCCGGGCACCGAGGAGGUGCCUGAAGAUGACAGCACAAAACACGGGGGACGGGUGCGCACCUUCCCCCACGAGCGGGGCAACUGGGCCACCCACGUCUAUGUACCAUAUGAAGCCAAGGAGGAGUUCCUGGAUCUGCUUGACGUGUUGCUCCCCCAUGCCCAGACAUAUGUCCCCCGCCUGGUAAGGAUGGAGGCGUUCCACCUCAGCCUGUCCCAGAGUGUGGUUCUGCGCCACCACUGGAUCCUCCCCUUUGUGCAGGCUCUGAAAGCCCGCAUGGCCUCCUUCCAGAGAUUCUUCUUUACUGCCAAUCAGGUAAAGAUUUACACCAAUCAAGAGAAAACCAGGACCUUUAUUGGGCUCGAGGUCACUUCAGGGCAUGCCCAGUUCCUGGACCUAGUUUCAGAGGUGGACAGAGUCAUGGAGGAAUUCGACCUCACCACUUUCUACCAGGACCCUUCUUUCCACCUCAGCCUGGCCUGGUGUGUGGGUGAUGCACGUCUCCAGCUGGAGGGGCAGUGCCUGCAGGAACUACAGGCAAUCGUGGAUGGGUUUGAAGAUGCUGAGGUGCUGCUGCGCGUGCACAUCGAGCAAGUCCGCUGCAAGUCUGGGAACAAGUUCUUCUCGAUGCCUUUGAAGUGAGCACCUGAGGCCUUCCUCCUCCAGGGCCCUCUGCAGACCAGGCUGAGAUGGAGGAACCUGCUAAAAUCAAUGGAGAUGCUUCUAGCCUCCCAGUGGGAGGUCCCAGCCACGCCUUCAGCCUGGCAGAAGGUGCAGCCACUCCUCAUCCUCCCUGAGUGCUCGCUCUCGCUCUCUCUCUCCCGCUCUCUGUCUCUCUCUCUCUCCCUCUUUCUCUUUCUCUUACCCUGCCUCCCUCCCUCUCUCUUCCUCUCCUCUCUCCGCUGUUGGGGGUUGCAGGUUGGGUGUGGCUGUGUUGUGGUCCUUCCCAGAAACUGCCAGUAGAGGGCAGCCUGGGCAUCCUAAUUCUUAACUCUGGUUGUUACGCAAAGAAAAUAUUGGGGUCAGUGGUGAGCCCACCCACACUCGCCAGAAUCUCCACUGUAGUCCCCCUAACAAACAGCCCUUCACUCCCUCUCCCACUUCAGCAAUUUGUAUUUUGAUGCCAUUGGCCUCAGAUCAGAGUGUUUUACAUCAUCACACCCUGGCUUAUCCCUGGCCAAGCCAGGACACGGGGUGCUUCAGUGGGUCUGUCACCCUCUCUCCUUGAAGCAUGUCGCUUUUAUUUAUUUACUUUUACUCUCACCCUGCUCCUGUGCCAGCAGGGGCUACUUCAAGGCCAGGGUCCAGGAUGAGAACUUGUGACCCAGCCUCAGUUUUCUCCACUUCUUUCUCCCACUUACCCUAGCAAGGUGCCUGGGGAGACUUGAACAGAUGUUUCAUUCUGGCCUGGCCAGUGGCUGAAAGCCAGGCCUCCAAUGCACUGUGACCUCUGGCUUCCCCAGCAGCUUUCCCAGAGAGGCAGAGGGGCCUUCCACAGCCGGGGUUCUCCUGCUCCCUCCUGCCUGCUGCAGCUGCAGCAUUCUGAGGGGCAACGUGGAGGAAGGGCCAGGGAUGCAUGGGAUUUUAACUUUUUCAUCAAACCUUCCGCGUGGCAAGGAAACAGUCAGUCCUCUUCAGGUGUCUUCUGGAUUUCUGGUGAUGGAUAGAGAAAUCUUUUUAUGUUACAGUUUUAAAUUAUGUUCAACAAAUAAAAAAUUACAUUUUUUAUUUUGGA